This is a messenger RNA of Penicillium macrosclerotiorum, 2127 nucleotides long. RefSeq names its product putative chitin synthase activator (Chs3) (gene chs3). The coding region runs from base 1 to 2127 and encodes 708 amino acids. Lineage: Eukaryota; Fungi; Ascomycota; Eurotiomycetes; Eurotiales; Aspergillaceae. The transcript has 2 exons. Gene Ontology annotation, molecular function: protein binding. The record is from RefSeq and is a predicted model, not a curated record.
AUGGCCUCUCCCGUCGCAACCCAACAGCAUCCCCUCCCCUCUCCGCCUCCAGCUUAUCUCCGAUCUUCUCCUCCGUUCCCCUCACAGGAAACCACUCCGCGCACCAUCCCUUCAUGCCCGCAAAAUUUGACUCUAUCUCGUAAGCCGGUGCCAGUCCCGCUGGUGACCUCGGUAUCCGAGGACUCCCCGGUGAUCCAGGAAUCUCCGCGGUCCCCCGUCAAAAUUGACCACGGGACAGAGCUUCCCCAGGCUUCCACGGCGCAGAUUGAACAUCUGCCCAAUAGUCCCGAAACACCACAGCUUGAGCUGCCCGAGUUCGCGGGACUGUCAAUCGAGGAUUCGACACAGCCGCAACAUGGCUGGAAUCCGGCGUUUCCCCCGCGAAAGGAUUCGGUGCAAGCCCCGCAUUAUGCGCCGCAACAGCCGUAUGGCCAUACUCCUGCGAGCAGCGGGUCGUGGUCAAUGAUGGAGUCUCAAGUCAAGGAGGACAGUCACGAAAAUCCGAAAAAGAGCGGGUCGUCGCUCGAGCAGGGCCUGAGCCACAACAGUUCGUCUCGAGGCAGUCUCGAGAGCGAAGUGCAGACCUCGGAUGGCUAUGAGCCUCUUGCCUAUCACCACCAGCAACAGCAAAAUGUACCGCCAACUCAUCGCCACUCCACAAUCGGCAUGAACUUGGAGCCUUCGGGCUCCACGGACAAGCUGGCGGUACGGCGAUCACGACUGUCACGACCUCUCUCCACAUAUUCCUCGGCGUCCGAUCUGGGAGUGGGCAAUCAUCGCCGCAAUCUCUCUGCUUCGCCAUAUAUGCAAGGCCGGUCCUCGUCGCGCAACUCCACUGCAUCCCCAGACAAUCGCUCUCUUUCAUUCAUCGACCUGUUGAAUACCUCCUAUCCCCAGCCUGGUCCCACAGCAUCCCAAUUCGACAAUUCCCACCUCCGCUCCUCCAUCGGCACACAUGCCUCGCUGCUCAGCCACAAGCAAACAUUCGAGAUGUACCUCGCAAAUGUCAAAAAGACCGAUGAGGCCGCGGUGCAGUAUGAAUUCGCCAUCUUCAUGAUCAACUCGAUGCGUGAGAUGCCUGCCGUCGACUUGGAGGACUCCACUUCCAUCACGCGUCAGCGGCUCAUGCGGGAAGCCAAAUCCAUCCUUCAGCGCCUUGCAGACCGAAGUUACCCUUUUGCCCAGUACUACCUCGGCGACGGGUAUGCCUCCGGGCUUUUCAACAAAGGCAAGAGCGAUAACGACCGUGCAUUCACCCUUUUCAUCGCCGCCAGCAAGCACGGGCAUAUCGAGGCGUGCUACCGUACUGCACUCUGUUACGAGUUUGGCUGGGGUUGCCGUGCCGAUGGAGGUCGCGCCGUGCAGUUCUAUCGCCAAGCGGCGUCAAAGAAUCACCCUGGUGCAAUGCUCCGCAUGGCAAACGCAUGUUUGGCCGGUGACAUGGGGUUGGGAAAACGGUACCGGGAGGGCAUCAAAUGGAUGAAGCGCGCCACGGAGUCAUCUGAUGCGCAGUACAACUCGGCGCCGUAUGAGCUAGGUCUGAUGCACGAAACCGGUUACGGUGACGAUGUCUUCAUUGACGAGUCCUAUGCCGCGCAGCUGUACACUAAGGCAGCCGAACUGGGCCAUGUCGAGGCCGCCUAUCGGCUUGGUGAUGCCUAUGAGCAUGGUAAACUCAAUUGCCCGCGCGACCCGGCUCUGAGCAUCCACUUCUACACAUCUGCCGCACAGGGCGAGCAUCCGCUGGCAAUGAUGGCGCUGUGUGCUUGGUACCUCGUGGGCGCGGAACCAGUGCUCGAAAAGGAUGAGAAUGAGGCGUACGAGUGGGCGACUCGCGCAGCUUUCAAAGGUCUGGCAAAGGCUCAGUACGCCGUUGGCUAUUUCACUGAAAUGGGCAUUGGCUGCCGUCGCGAUCCGCUCGAGGCGAAUGUCUGGUACGUCAAGGCAGCCGACCAGGGCGAUGAGCGUGCGAAGCACCGUAUUGCGACAAUUCGGGCAGCUGCCGACGGCGCCAGUCCAGCCACAGGGACCCGGAAGGGCGGGCGGCUCAGGAAGUCUGAAGGAAAAGGCCAGGGUGAGUACCUUGGUCUCGCGAUCACGAAUUUUGGACAGUCAAAUCAAUGCUAA